Molecule: messenger RNA, 1199 nt
Organism: Scomber japonicus (chub mackerel)
Lineage: Eukaryota; Metazoa; Chordata; Actinopteri; Scombriformes; Scombridae
Gene: mgst3a
Product: microsomal glutathione S-transferase 3a
Exons: 6
Coding region: 165-641 (158 amino acids)
Cellular component (GO): endoplasmic reticulum; nuclear envelope; membrane
Molecular function (GO): glutathione transferase activity; glutathione peroxidase activity
Source: RefSeq, a predicted model, not a curated record
AAUGACAGUGGGAGGAUACAAGCGGCCACCACACCCCCGCUUUCUUACGCAACAUUACGCACACAGAUAGGCAACAUAAGCAGGAAACUUCAGUGUACUCGGGUUAGUCGCUGAGUGUUAUAACCGUCGACGUCGUUCAUCCCAUCUCUGUAAGGGUAAUCAACAUGGUCGUGCUUUCAAAAGAGUAUGGAUUGGUGGCCUUAACCGGUGUUGCCAGCAUUAUGAUGGUUGGACACCUGGCCAUCAGAGUUGGCAAGGCCCGCAAGAAGUACAACGUGCCAUUACCUCAGAUGUACAGUGAUGACACAGAAAAUGGAAACAUUUUCAACUGUAUCCAGCGUGCACACCAAAACACGCUGGAGAUCUACCCCGCCUUUCUUUUCUGUCUGGCUGUUGGUGGUUUACAUUGUCCUCGUCUGGUCAGUGGACUGGGAUUUGUAUGGAUUAUAAGCAGAGAGGUGUACGCACAUGGGUACUCAACAGGAGAUCCUAAGAAAAGAAUGAGGGGAGCGUUUGGGAACGUCGCUUUGCUCGGGAUGAUGCUGUCCACGGCCUGCUGCGGAUGUCACAUGUUGGGCUGGGCAGGACCACGGAUGAGGCACUUCGGUCGCAUGCCGCAUAGCCUGCCGAUUAGCCAGUGAAGAGGACCUCAUGAUUGUUAUCGUGGCCACUUCACGUGCACCAUGUACCAUGCAGAAUGUGUGUUAACCUUUUGGCUAGUUUAACAUUUGAAAGCAGGUAAAAUUCAUGUCGUCAAGUGACCUGACUGGUUCUUCAGGAAUGGAAAUACCUCAUUUGGAAUAGUUAACAGAUGUGGUGUAAUCACCUGUUGGCACCUGUCAGUGUGACUAGAGUUUUUCAUCUGCACCCUGGUUUUGAAGUCAUUAAAUGAAUCGACCACUUGACUUCUCAUAUCAUAUGUAAUUUUAUGCCAAGCGAGACUGUGGAGAAAAGAGACAUUUUAGAGGGAAAUUAGCCUUUGAUGUUUGAUUGCCUUUACUUUUUGAUAGAAUAUUACUUCACUUUUUGCAUUUCCUAAGCUGUGUAAAAGUCAGAUUUUGUACCACCAUGAAUAACUGGGAAUGUUUAGUCAAAUAAACUGCUGUUGUAGGGCUUGUAAGUCUUAUAUUAGAAAUCCAUUCCAAAUCCUAAAAAAAAUGUAGGUUUCUCUUACUGACAAUAAAGGUGGACUGAUCAUA